Messenger RNA from Pelodiscus sinensis (Chinese soft-shelled turtle), 2147 nucleotides. NCBI's taxonomy places the organism in Eukaryota, Metazoa, Chordata, Testudines, Trionychidae. The record is from RefSeq and is a predicted model, not a curated record.
CUUAAACCAAAUGUGAUGCUGCUUUUUGUUGAUCAAGAGGGUCUUGAUGCAGAGCUAUAUUAUGUGAGGAAUGAUCUUAUUAAUCACUAUGCAUUAUCCUUCAAUCUACUAAUACCCAGUGAAACCAACAAUCUGCAUUUCAGUUGGCAUGCUAAAUCCAAGGUUGAAUAUAAACUGGGAUUUCAGGUAGAUAAUGCUAUGGCUAUAGAUAUGCCUCAGGCUAACAUUUCAGUACAAGGAGAAGUCCCUCGUGCAUUAUCAGUGUUUCGUGUUGAACUCUCCUGCAUGGGCAGACUAGACUCUGAGGUUACAAUAUUAAUGCAGCUCAACUUGACAAUAAAUUCCUCAAAAAAUAUCACAGUCUUAAAUUUCAAACGAAGGAAAAUGUGCUACAAAAAACUUGAACAAGAAGUAAAAACUCCGUCAGACAGAAACAGCAGCAAAACUAUUUUUGAUCCUGUAAAUGCUGCUCCCACCACUUCUACCCGUGUAUUUUAUAUCAGUGUAGGAGUUUGCUGUGCUGUUAUAUUCCUGGUAGCAAUAAUACUAGCUGUCUUGCAUCUUCAUAGUAUGAAAAGAAUAGAGUUGGAUGACAGCGUAAGUGACAGCAAUAGUUCACAAGGUUUAUCCCAACCCUCUACACAGACGACACAGUACCUGAGAGCUGACACCCCUAAUAAUGCCACACCAGUAACCAGCUCCUCAGGUUAUCCUACAUUACGGAUAGAGAAGAAUGAUCUUAAAAGUGUCACCUUGAUGGAGGCAAAAGCUAAAGUGAAGGACAUAGCAAUCUCCAGAGAGAGGAUAACUCUUAAAGAUGUACUCCAAGAAGGUACUUUUGGACGCAUUUUUCAUGGAAUUUUAAUAGAGGAAAAAGACCCCAGUAAAGAAAGACAAGUUUUUGUCAAAACAGUCAAAGAUCAAGCCUCAGAAGUGCAAGUGACAAUGAUGCUGACAGAAAGCUGUAAACUCAGAGGUCUUCAUCACAGGAACUUGCUUCCGAUCACACAUGUCUGUAUCGAAGAAGGGGAGAAACCCAUGGUGCUGCUGCCUUACAUGAACUGGGGAAACCUUAAGCUCUUCCUGCGCCAGUGCAAGUUAGUAGAAGCCAACAAUCCUCAGGCAAUAUCCCAGCAGGAUCUUGUACAUAUGGCUAUUCAGAUUGCGUGUGGAAUGAGCUAUUUAGCCAGAAGGGAGGUCAUUCACAAAGACCUGGCUGCUAGAAACUGUGUCAUUGAUGAUGCACUUCAGGUUAAGAUUACAGACAAUGCCCUGUCCCGAGACCUGUUCCCCAUGGAUUACCAUUGUCUGGGAGAUAAUGAGAACAGGCCAGUGCGGUGGAUGGCUCUUGAAAGCUUGGUUAACAAUGAAUUUUCAAGUGCCAGUGACGUGUGGGCAUUUGGAGUAACACUGUGGGAGCUGAUGACUUUGGGGCAGACGCCAUAUGUGGACAUUGACCCCUUUGAGAUGGCUGCAUAUCUAAAGGAUGGUUACAGAAUAGCUCAGCCUAUCAACUGCCCUGAUGAACUGUUUGCUGUGAUGGCCUGUUGCUGGGCCCUCGACCCUGAAGAAAGACCCAAGUUCCAGCAGCUGGUGCAGUGUCUGACUGAAUUCCAUGCAGCACUGGGAGCCUAUGUGUGACGCUUCCAUGUGCUACUUGGGAAGGGGCAGUGUGUACACUCACACCAUGCACCCUUGGACCUACUCUCACACGCCGUGUAUAAAGCAGCGCCAAUGGGAGAGCACUUCUUCCAGAACACUGUGCCUUAGAAUGCUUUUGUAGUCUGACGUUUUUAUAAGAUCUCUUGAUGUUGAAUAUUUUCUAGGUAUCACUUUUGCUAAGUUAAUUUAAGGCCGUUCUAUUUGCCAGCAGGGUUUCUAAAAUGUAGUGCUAGUGUACUUGAACACACGAGUCGGAUGGGCUUCUGCACUGUCACAACAGACACAAGGUUGGGUUUUUAAAGGUUGUGUUAGAGCUGGGAGGAAAAAGGGGAUUUUAUGCAGACAAUAUUGCAGAAUUGUUUCCUGUUUAGAAACUGAAAUUUUCUGACCAGCCCUAGUGUUGGAUCUUGUACGUAUCUGGAUUAGCUUUUUAGUCUCAACUGCUUUUCUUUUAAGACGAUGGCACAAAAAUAUUGGGUCCAUAA